Molecule: messenger RNA, 420 nt
Organism: Thelazia callipaeda (thelaziosis nematode)
Lineage: Eukaryota; Metazoa; Nematoda; Chromadorea; Rhabditida; Thelaziidae
Source: the annotation of a GenBank genome assembly
AUGUGCAGUCUCUCAGCAAUGCAUACGCAACGGCUCUCCAUUUUGCUGUGCAUUAUCAGUUCUGUCAUCAGUGCUUCUUAUCCAUCUGAACCAGAAAAUGGCCAACAAGGAAAAACGGACCUACCAAGUCAGUAUUACACGCCGCAACUUGGGGAUCAUGCACAGAUCAGGCCAAUUGAGAAAAUUAUUGCGAUACCAACAGAAAACUAUCCACUGCCCAUACAAGGACAAGGCCACAAACCUCAGACCAUAUUCCAUAAUCCACCAAUAUUUCAAAACCCACCUCAGAUUGAAAAUAUGCAACUAUUCCAAAAUGCACCACCUUUUCCCCAUGCACCACCAGAACAAAAUAUGCCACUAAACUUCAGAGCACCAUUUCAACCAGCAGCCCCACCAAUUGUAACUUUUCGGCAAAAGUAA